UACCAGUGUCAAAGGCGUAGAAAUGCACUGCAAGUGGCGUGUUUGUGUGUUCCUACGGAGCAUUUUGAGUCGUAAUAUUAGCCAAAGUAUGCACCAGAAUAAACGAAUUUCCUUGGAAAUAUCACCUACCCCAUGUAAUUAGUCACUGUGUUUCUAGGAAUCUGUUGAAUCCAUGUGCUAACGCGAUAUUUUACUUGUGAAAAUUGUGGUUACAGAGCUGUAGAAAGUGCUGUCUUUACUCGUUGCCCACCUCACAGGCUAUACGCGACAGUGCGCUUGCGCGUUGGCCCUAUGAAUAGUUCCGGUCGACUGUCGACUUGUGAAAUAGCCCUAGGCUGAUAUAACCUUAAAACAUAUUUUGACGUAAUAAUGCAUAUUUUACUCUUAUAUCCAAUUAAUUGAUGUUGACAUGUUUUUCUCUAUUUUGAAAGUACUGUACUACAGUCUAGAAAAAAAUAUAAAAGGUUGUGGACAUGGCCGCCGUUGUUGAAAUCGUGUCCAUUCUGGAGAGAACGGCAAUCACAAAGGAGGCUCUUGAGACCACAAGACUGGGAAGAUACAUUAACGAGCUUAGACGAAAAACCAGCAAUGAUUCGCUGGCCAGGCGCGCAAAGGACCUGGUUCGCCGCUGGCGUGACAUGAUCCUGCCUGCCAGCACAGAGCCACCUCCACCGCCACCUGUGGCCCAGAACGGCGCCUCGGCCACCAGUCGCCAGCCACCGACACCGGUGGCCAGCCACCUGUCGCCAGCCAGCAGUAACACCAGUCCCGUGCUGCUGCAGCAGGUGACCACCGAGACAGCUGUGCCGCGCACUCACGCCUCCAACAAGCGGCUGCGGAAAGAGGAUACCGCACCCCCCACGCCCGCCAAAAAGCCCAAACUCAAUGGCGCCUCCCUCCCUGUGCCUACCGUGCCCCCACCACAGCCCUCACCUCACGACCAGUGCACUGAAAUUGUAACAAUCGAUGAUGACGAUGUUCAGCCCCCUCCACAAUCAACAGACCCUGACUCAAAACUAUCUUCAUCCAAAACAAAGAAAUCCCGCCAAAAGGAUAAAAAGUCGUCAAAUCUUACUUCUUCCUCAUCAUCGUCGUCGGAACGACGGCGUAGUAAAAGUGAUAAAAAACGGUUAGGUGGAGAUGAUAUUUUAAAAGAGAAAAUCGCGUCAAUAGCAAGAACGCCGCGUGUGAAAACGACUCAGGAACUGGUAGCAGACCUGCGGUCGCGUCGCAACAGUGAGACUGCGCUUGUAGAUAGUGACAACGUUAAAGUGGCUGCAGCCAGUGUGUGUGAUGAGCUAGUGUUGUCGCGCAACAAAACCGAACAUUUAGAGAAGUUUUUGCGCUCCUCGCAGAAGCACGAGUCGGACGAAGACUGUGUGGUAGUUGUGGAUCUAGUGGAUGAAAGUGAGGGCACCAAGAAGAAGGGCGCAGAUGUGAAGGAGCGAUCAACCAAAGAUCAUAAACGAUCGAAACAGUCGUCGACGGCCGUGCUGGAAAGCGAAUCGACGAAUCCCGAACGAACAUUGCAGGAUAUCCUGAGUAGGCUGCCACCUCUCGAUGUGGACAGCAUAGUCUGGGACGAGAGUCCGCCUGUGUCGCCCCCUCCCCCGCGCCAAAUCACCAUCGAGGAUGUCGAUCGUCUGCACAACGAGAAUGUGGAGAAUCUGAAUGGCAACUACGACCAUGCACCUGUCGACAUCGAGCCCAACUCAAUGCCAACCCCUGCUAGCAAUGCCAAUUUUCGUCAAUGGCACGAAACUGUGUCUAGGACUUCUUACAAUGAUGAAUUAUUGCACAUACUGCCUUACGUUGUCAUUGACUGAUUACAGUGACAGCGUUAUCGAUGGCUUGUUUUCAAUUCCAAUAUCACAUUUGUAAUCACUAUCAACAGAAUUCUUUUUUAGUUUGUCUGCUGUGUACAGUCCACACAAAUCCCGGGAAUCGUGUUUCAAAGCUGUUCCUUUCUCAGUGAAAAGAUGCUUGAUGUUUGUCUUGAUUCCAAGACUUUAUGCUCUUUCAUACUCAAAAAUAAUGACAGAUGAUCAAAUUUGUAACUUUCCGCGUGGAUUUGUGGUAAUGACUACAAGGUCACAAAAGUUAUUCAGUAAACGAUGUGAUGUAUAAUUGAUAUCACUAGAGAUAACCUGAAACUGCUUCUUUCGAAGGCGAUUACAAAUUUGGUGCUUGAAUUCAGAACAAAUGUCUCGACAACAGAAAAUGUCGGGUUUUGUUAUGUUUAUGUUUGUUUGCUGCCAAAAAAAUGUUGUUUACAGCUGGGGGAGAUUGAGUUGAAUUUGAAUUCUAGAAUAAACGGCAACACUUGAGUAGCGUCAUAGCCACCUCUAAUACAAGGCCCCGGCCUUAAUGUAUAAUGUAUUAGAGGUGGCUAUGGUAGCGUUCAUUAUAUUAAUCGGGUGGAUUAUACAGUGGAAAAUGAUAGGCUACAUAGGAUUAUAAUGUAGUAACUGUCUCGCAAACGUUUUCUGUGUUAUAAUUUAGUAGCCAGGACAAGUUUGCUGUCUUGCGUGGCAAAUUAGACAAUUUUGCAUCGCUUGGAGGCUGAUUGCAUUAGAGUAUUUUCUAGCGAAGCUUUGUUCAAAAUUUAAGAGUGAUAAUUUCUCUUACUUACUCCAAUCUGAGCAUAAAAGCAGUGACACAUGCAGUGUUUAAUGUACAUCAUUUUCUGUUGCGUUUUAAUGAACUUUUUUUUACGCUCACAUGCUGUGUAACAUCAACCUCAAUAUCAGAAUGUGCUCUAAAGCUGUGUAACCAUUCUAAAAAAAUCGUCUGUAUGAACCAACUGGGCUAUACUAAUCACCCGAUCUCUAUAGUGGUCGCUACUGGGUACAUUAUCAACUAGUUCUUUGCUGCUAACGAGAAUAAAUAAUGUUCCAGUGACAUUUCCUGCAUUAACAAAAAUUAAACAUUGUAAUGUUCUAGUUCAAAUUUAAUUGUUGUCCUUAGUAAUGAAAAUUGUGCUAGAAUGUCUAAAAGCUAGUGGAGAACAAGUCAAUUCAAGUGCUACUAUAAUGUAAUUAAUUUUUAUUAUUAUUUUUCGGGAAUUGUAUGAUUUGUGUUUGAUUAUGUUUGUAGGGUGAUUUAUUUGGCAGAUAAUUAUAUUACUCUGGUGUCUUAGCUGCUUGAGACAUUUUAGGUGCUGUAGGGGAUUUACUUGGUUCAUUUAUUGUUAGAAACUUUUCCAUUGGUUUUCUUUUUUAUAAAGUGUUGUAAUUUUGUUUUUAGUUGUAUCAGAAUAUAAUUUAUAAUAAUUGUAAUUUUAAUCAGAUCUCCCCUUUGGGAGGUUCACUAUGUUUUCACGAUAUGGCUAUACGACAACUUUAAUUUAACGUCUCCUCACCACGAAAAGACCAGAAAAUAUUUUUAUUUUACUAUGAUCAACUGUCAAUUUCCAUUUACGAACUCAUAUUAAGAGGGCCUUUAUUAUGGAAUUAUAUUCUAUUUUUAACCAAACAUUGUCAAAUUUUUAAUGAAACGUUUUUAUUUUUAAUAUUAUUUUCAUCUUCAUUAGUUUCUUUAUGUCUUGAGUUUGUAACUCGAUUAUUAACUUAAUUGAAGAUUUAAAUUGAACUUGUUACUAGUAGGUUAACCUUGUUGAUGUAAUUUGUGUAAGUCAAGGAUGAUUUAUAUCAUGCGAAAUUGUAACUGAAUUGUAAUAUGCACAAUUGGAUUUGAUAAGACAACUAUUUGAAAAAAAAAAUUGUUGAUACGUUUUUAAUCGAACUCAAGCAGCUAAGAGCUACCAAAUUUUUGAAAAAGUCUUAACUACAGCUUUUUCUCCCAUGUUGAUUGAGUUACCUAAGAUGUAGUAAUUGAGCAAACUAAUUUCUUGUACGAUUUAUUUCGUCUGCUUGGAUUAUUGUGAUCAGUAUAAUGGUCAAUGCGUUGUAAAUAAUAAAAAAUAGAUUAAAACGGUAUAGAUACAAUAAAAUAAAUUUGGAGAAAAAAUAAUGAUGAAAAUUUGAUAAUGAGCGUAGUUUGUGAAUGGUGAGAAUUAAACUGAGUGCCUUAUGAUGAGUAAAUUCUUAUUUUAAUUGUUAUUUAUUUGAAACUUCCAUCGGCGUUAAAAGUUUGAACUUGAAUGUGCAUGUGGAAAUGUAAGUUUUUAGUAGUUCCUUUUCAAAAUGUUUCUUUCUAUUACAACUUUCCAAUUUAUUGUUUUCAUUUCAAUCGAUCAAAAGCACUUCAUUUCAAUAAGGUAAUGUUCAUCAUAUUUUCAGAUAUUUGAUAUCUGAUUUUUUAUCUGGCCUACCGUUUGUAAUAAUGGGACUAUAAACUUGAAAAAUAGUGGCGAUCUAUACGGUAACUAAUAAGAUACUGUACAUUCAAAAUUCUUGUAAUAACCGAACCUUUCCUCUCUCAAAACCAUCUUUGAUAAUAAUCAAUAAUAAUAUCAUGUAAGCUACUAAGUUUCUUGAAUAGAGAAUUAUAAUGAAUUCUUUCAUUCAAGAGCCCCCAUCUAACGUAAAUGUUUAAUGGAUUUGGUUCAAACCUAUGAUAAUCUAUUAAUGCAGCCCUACUUUGUGUCGACAGUUAAAGUAACUACAUUAAUGAAGCUGUUGAGUGAUUGAAUUUCUAAACGCGAUUACAUUUUUAAGAUGGUCCUCAACUUGAGAAAUGUUACUGAUAUAAUUGAGAAAUCCUUUAUCACAAGUAUCAGUGGAUGAUUUGAUAAUAUUCUGCGACUUGUUUAAUUUAUUAAUUUACUUUUGUGUAUUUCCAAAAUAUUGCUUUAGUGUCAAGACUGAAAAUUCGUCUUCCUAGACUCUUUGAAUCAGUUGUCUGAUUUUCAUUCCAAAACUAAUUUAUUUUGUAGAAAUUUAUAAAUAAUCUAAUGACACUGUAAAAUAACUUAAUUUCUGAUGAGAUCAUUUCAAUUCCUCUUGCAAAUUUAUGUUCCAAGUUACCACUCUCGGCUCAUUAUUAGUUUUUGGAAGAAUGAUGGUUCAAUCUGAGUUAACCAAAUUUAUAGUUACUACAAAAUUACUAUAAUUCCUAUAUUAUCUUCCCAGUAAUUGUGCGAAAAUUUCUACCCAGAAGUUCCUAUUGAUUCAUUUCGAAUAUCAAAACAAUUUGAGUCACCUGUCCAUUCAAUUCUGGGCCUUGGCCGUUUUUUUAAUCUAAAAUGUUUCAUAAAUAGUAAAGUUCGAAAUUCUAGAAUUGGACAAAAAUCUUGCCCAAAUUAAUCUUAAAUUGAAUUAACGGGAAUUUUUUCCCGUUACUUACAAUAUAUCACAUUGAUUUAUCUUCAACAUAUCUUCAAAAUUUCUCCAUUAUUAAAUCCAACAGUUAAAUUAAUAUGAUGUAUUUAUGAAUUGGCAAAGAAGACUUAGAAUUUUUUCGAUUAUUCAUGAAGUUUCUUUUAAAAAUGUCAAUUACAUUUUUUCAAUCUCUUUGAUUGCCAAUAUUUUAUUAUUUUGAUCACUAAAUAAGUUGAAUAAUAUAUCAUUUUCCAUUUGAUUUGUAUAAUACAAAUAAUUAUAAAGCUGAGGAUUACUCGUUCUCAUUCUAGUAAUUACCAUUAACUUCUGUACUAACUUAUUUGGCAAAGAUUUUGGAACUUCUUUGUUUUAUUUAAUUAAAACUAUGUGUUACAAAUACGUUUUGUCUAUUGAUGGUACUACAGAAUAAUUUCAACUCUGUAUUUUGUUUUAUGUUAAGAUAUAUUUUUAUAAGGUGAAUUUGAUGUAACACUCUAUUCUGUUUAUUGCUUCAUAAUUUUAUUAUAGACAUGAAAUUUUUUGAAAAAUUUAGUGUAAAUGAAAUUUGGAAGGAUUUUUCAUUUACAAGUGGUACUGUUAUGUUAGUGAAAUACAAGAAUGAGUCUAGAAAUGAUUACCAAGACUGAUUUCUAAUAAAUCUAGACGAUUUGUUAAUUUUCUAAUGCAAACUAACGCGUGUUUUCUACUCGAAAUUGAAAAUUGUGCAGUUUUUGUGUGUAUAUACUCCAUGAGAGGUACCUACCUUAUUAGAGCUGUUUGAUUUCCAAGGUGUUUUACAAAACAUGACUCUUGAAAAAUUACUAUGGUUUUGGUAAGCUAUAAAUUUUCAUAUAGGUCUCAAAUUGUUAUAAUCUUGAUUAUAGAAAGUUGAAUGUCAUUUGCUGGUAAUUAAAUUACGUGAAAUCCACUUGAAUAUGUGCAUUCCGAGAUACUAACAAUUAUAUUAUUUAUAUUGUUGCUGUUGAAAAACAUUUCAAUCGACUUGAUUGUAACAAAAUGUAUUCAAGAUUUUGAACAUCUUCUAUUUCGAAUUAGACACUAUUAUAAGCCACUAAGUUACAACAUGAUAUUUUCAAGAACAAAUCUUUUUGAAAUUGAAACAUACUCACCUGCCUAUAAUUAUCUUCUGUAGUCUUUCUUCUCUUUACAGUACAAUUGAUGGGGGUUUAGAGCAAAUAAUUAAUUUUUAUCUUUUAAAUCUUUUGGUUCAAAAUUAUUUAGAAAUUUGAGCAUUAUCUAGUCAAUAAGUUUCAAAUUGUAGUUUUAUGUGUAAUAUGAAAUUAAUGUCUUCAAUUUUCUCAAACUAUUUUCAUCAUAUUUGAGUUGAUAUUAGAAAACAUGGAAUUAUUCAAUUGAAACUAUAAUGUAAAACACCUUGAAUUUCAACUCGCAAUAAUUAUUGGUCUUUAAUCUUGUCAAUUGAGUUCGGUUUCCUGUGUAACCUUGAUCAGAACAAAUUAAAAUUCUCACUUGUAUUAUGAUAAAUUAUCGUGCCUUCUUUGUUUUGGACUUGUCCAGAUUGAGUUACUUUAUUACCGUAUCUUAGAGCAUUUCUCAACCAGUGGUUCUUGGAGCAUCUCUUGACAUGAACUGAAAUUUACUUAUUUUACAGAAUCAAUUUUGAUUUUAAAGGAAUUUAGUUUUUAUUGAUGGGUUUUAAAAAAAAUAUUCUUUUCCAUAUUCCAUUUUAUGUGAUUGGACAAAUCUGCUUGAUAUACGAGUAUCAUUUCCAGGAGAGAUAUGGGUCACAAAAAUUAAACCCCUUCAAAGUUGGGUCUCCAAAAAACGUAGAUUGAGACUUAUAUAUGUCUAGCUCCAUAUUUGUCCACCUCUAGUAGGUUACUUGUGACUGUGAAAGCACUCUAACAGUGUAUCUUCGUUUGAAUAACAAGCAUUCACAUCAUAACUGCUGAAGUAGGCUACGGGAAUUGACAUAAAAGAUGAUUUGAUAAUUAAAAAUACUAGAUUUUUAAUAAUUAUUUUUAACAGUUUCAUAUGUUUCUUACAGUCAAGUUUCACCCUUCUAAUUUCAGGUUGAAUCUGUUGUGUACUUUUAUGCCGAAGUAAGCUUAUUCAGGUAUAGGCUAAUUAAAACUAAUAAGACCAGUUCCAUGUGUAAUAAUUUAUUUUCUGUUGAAUUAUUUUAUUAGUUGCUCUUUUAUUCCUUUCAAUUAUUAGUCUGUUCAAAAUAAUUAGUUUUGAAGAAGAGAAAACGAGAGGCCAUGUUUUUAUUAGUGCACUAAGUUGGUAUUGAUUAACCGUUGAUAUCACUAUACGUUAUUCACGUUUGUAAUUGUAUUAUAUUAAAGCAUGAUAAAAUAUGCUCACUAUAGAUUGUAAAUACUGAUGAAAAUAAUUGAUGAGUUAAUAUAUUUUAUGAUUUUGUUUCAUUUUGUAAUUUGUACAUUUUGGAAAAGUCUCGUAUUUACGUGACUGUAAAAGUGAUAUUGAAAUAUAGAGAAAUUCUAUAAGUA
This is a messenger RNA of Nilaparvata lugens (brown planthopper), 7717 nucleotides long. Its product is annotated as mediator of RNA polymerase II transcription subunit 26. Lineage: Eukaryota; Metazoa; Arthropoda; Insecta; Hemiptera; Delphacidae. The transcript is spliced from 3 exons. Gene Ontology annotation, biological process: regulation of transcription by RNA polymerase II; positive regulation of gene expression. The record is from RefSeq and is a predicted model, not a curated record. Gene Ontology annotation, molecular function: transcription coregulator activity. Bases 474 to 1826 code for a protein of 450 amino acids. Gene Ontology annotation, cellular component: mediator complex; core mediator complex; nucleus.